Rhipicephalus microplus (southern cattle tick) is the source of this 1789-nucleotide messenger RNA. It is a transcript of the gene Lkb1, whose product is annotated as Lkb1/serine/threonine kinase 11. The record is from RefSeq and is a predicted model, not a curated record. Gene Ontology annotation, cellular component: cytoplasm. Gene Ontology annotation, molecular function: protein kinase activator activity; ATP binding; protein serine/threonine kinase activity. NCBI's taxonomy places the organism in Eukaryota, Metazoa, Arthropoda, Arachnida, Ixodida, Ixodidae. Gene Ontology annotation, biological process: protein phosphorylation; regulation of cell growth; glucose homeostasis.
AGCCGUUUCUGUGUGGGGUUGGCUCGUGCGCGGCGCAGCAGCCUCUGCCUUUCAGUUUCCCUUCAAAAGGAGUAAGCGGCGUCGUGCCUUGGUCGUUCGGAGAUCGCCAGCAGUAGUGCUGGGAACCGAAAAACCACGAAGUUCAUGCUCACUGGAUUUUCAGCAGCUGCACCCGGCGACUAUAUCCCGGUGCACUCGCCUGCGCGAUUGGCUAUGCUGAACCGACGCCGGAAAGGCACGCUUUCGCUCUAGCCUCGAACAAGCAUGGAGGAGCAAAAGCACACUGCUGUGGGGGAGGAGGAAGACCUGGCUCCGGGCGCAUCCUUCGGUGAGCUAGGUGAGGAUGGACUGCCGCUGGAACGAUGGCUCAACGACGAUGAAGGUCCGCUGGUGUUUUACCGCGUAAACUCGCAGGUGCUGGCCCACUACAACCCGGAUCGACCAUUAAAGCUCUCCUGUGAGGCAUCGCAGUAUGUGGACAUAAUCUAUAAGGCCAAGAAGAAGCGUCCCAAGAUGGUGGGCCACUACCUGAUGGGGGACGUACUUGGUGAGGGCUCGUACGGCAAGGUCAAGGAAGUGCUCGACUCGCACACACUUUGCCGCAGAGCUGUCAAGAUCCUCAAGCGGCGCAAGCUGCGCAAGAUUCCCAAUGGCGAGCAAAACGUGCAUAGGGAGAUCCAGCUCCUGCGUCAGCUGAGCCACCGCAACGUCAUCCAGCUGGUGGAGGUUCUGCACAGUGAGCAGAAGCAGAAGAUGUACAUGGUGAUGGAGUACUGCGUGGCCGUCCUGCAGGAACUGCUCGACAGUGCCCAGGGACACCGACUGCCCCUCUGGCAAGCACAUGGCUACUUCUGCCAGUUGCUGGAUGGGCUGGAGUACCUGCACAGCCAGGGCAUUGUCCACAAGGACAUCAAGCCAGGCAACCUACUGCUCACAAACUGUGAGACUCUCAAGAUCUCCGACUUGGGUGUUGCUGAGGCACUAGAUCGCUUCGCUGUGGACGACACCUGCCACACAAGCCAGGGUUCUCCUGCCUUCCAGCCGCCGGAGAUUGCCAAUGGCCACGACUCCUUUUCCGGCUUCAAAGUGGAUGUUUGGUCAUCGGGUGUCACCUUGUUCAACAUAACGACGGGCAAGUACCCCUUUGAGGGGGACAACAUCUACCGGCUGUUUGAGUGCAUUGGCCGAGGCAAGUUUGAGCUUCCCCCCGACGUGGAGCCCACCCUGGGUGACCUGCUGUGUGGCAUGCUGCACAAGGACCCACAGGCACGCCUGAGCCUGCAGCUGGUGCGGCGGCACGACUGGGUGCGUCGCAAGCCCCCCCGGUUUCUCGAGUAUGUCGGCAUUCCUGACCGAAGCAAUGGGAGCAACCCCCUGCGUUCCAUGACUGUGAUCCCGUACUUGCCUCUGCUUCAUGGGCGGGUGCCAGGGGCCGAGGGCGGAGAUGGCAGCCAGGGAGAAGAGGACGACGAUGACUCGCAGGAGUAUUACACCGAGCACGACCUCCAGAAGCUGCGGCAGCGCAUGGACGAGAGCUACAGAGCCAGUGUGCCUCGGCGAGGUUUCCUGAACCGUUCGCGUGUCUUCAGUGGCUGCCAGCCUUCCUGAUCAAUAACGCUUGCUUCCGGCACACCAGACCUGGCUGGAUUUCCUUCCCUGCUGAUGUCUUUGUGAACAUGAUGUCAACUGCAGCACGUGUUAUACCCUUCCCCAUGGCAGAAUCCUUCCUGGUGAAAUAAUGCGAAGGUGCCAGAGCAGAUGGGUACCCAAUAAAGUGAUGUGGUCCUUA